UGUCAGAGGGAAGGUGUGUGUUAUAUGAGCGUCCGGACUAUCUACUAGGACUCCAUGUGUUUCUAAGGACUCUACGUGAACCAAACAUGCGCUGCUGACUCGUGAAACAUCGGCAGAGUGAACCGUAUCACCGACAUGUCUGAGGAAGCUACUUCUUCGGAUGGGAAUGGCAAAGUCAGUCGGGUCAUCCGGAUUGGAACCCGCAAGAGCCAGCUGGCUCGCAUUCAGACUGACAGCGUGGCGGCCAAGUUGAAAGACCUGUACCCCGAAAUCAACGUGGAAAUAAUCGGCAUGUCAACAACAGGAGACAAAAUCCUUGACACAGCUUUAUCAAAGAUCGGAGAGAAGAGUUUGUUCACCAAAGAGUUGGAGAAUGCUCUGGAGAGGAAUGAGGUUGAUCUGGUUGUCCAUUCACUGAAAGACCUUCCCACCACUCUUCCUCCAGGAUUCACCAUCGGAGCUGUGCUGAAGAGAGAAAGCCCCCAUGAUGCAGUGGUCCUACAUCCAAAACACGUAGGGAAGACUCUCGACACUCUGCCAGAAAACAGUGUGAUCGGCACCAGCUCCCUGCGCCGCGCCGCUCAGCUGAAGAAGAGAUUCCCCCACCUGGACUUCAAAGAUAUUCGUGGGAACUUGAACACACGGCUGAAGAAGCUGGAUGAGAAGGACGACUUUGCCGCCAUCAUCCUGGCUGCUGCAGGCCUCAGGAGGAUGGGCUGGGAUAACCGCAUCAGCCAUAUUCUGGGCCCUGAAGACUGCAUGUAUGCUGUUGGACAGGGAGCUCUGGCAGUAGAGGUUCGGGCCAGAGAUACAGACAUCCUGGAGAUGGUGUCUGUCUUUCAUGAUCCUGACACUGUGCUGCGCUGCAUAGCUGAGAGAGCCUUCCUCAGACAACUGGAGGGUGGAUGCAGCGUUCCAGUGGCUGUAAACACUGAAGUGAAAGAUGCCCAGGUAAGAAUGCUUUACCUGACGGGGGCGGUGUACAGCCUGGAUGGAUCCGACAGUCUGAAAGAAACCAUGCAGACGAGCAUCGCUGAUGUUGACAAGACCCUCGAAGAGGUGGAUGAGCGGGUCCAACGAGUGGGAGUCACUGCCUGCAAGAUCAGCGGCGGAGCCCAGGACAAUGCUGAGAAGCUGGGCAUCGACCUGGCCAACUUACUGCUGAGUAAAGGAGCCAAGGAGAUCCUGACGGUGGCCAGGCAGCUCAACGACGCCAGAUAAUCCUGGGAGGGCAGGGCUCGGGAGGUGAACAGGUUCUUGAGUGCAGUCAGUCAUGGCCUUGUGUCGAUUAAAACUUGAAUUUCUUUCCUUUUUUUUUUUAACCAUUGAGCAAUAAUGCUUGGAACAAAGUUGUGGACAGUGUGGUGCAACGUCUUGGUUCCGGUUGCGGCCUGUUCUUACGUACCUCAAGGAACCAGCUCCUAAACUGUGUAGAAAACGCCUCACUGGUUGUUAGAAAGAAACACAAAAUGGCCUUCAAACAUUGUGAUCAUCACUUACAAUAGCGCAUGAUUAAACCCUUCAUUGUUUUUUAAAGUGUAUUAGUAUAAUAAAUGAAAUGCAAUUAAAAUCUGUAUCCAUUAUUGUUUCUCACGAGCAGGAAAAAGA
This is a messenger RNA of Scomber japonicus (chub mackerel), 1608 nucleotides long. RefSeq names its product porphobilinogen deaminase-like. The coding region runs from base 136 to 1221 and encodes 361 amino acids. The transcript is spliced from 14 exons. Gene Ontology annotation, molecular function: hydroxymethylbilane synthase activity. Gene Ontology annotation, cellular component: cytoplasm. The record is from RefSeq and is a predicted model, not a curated record. Lineage: Eukaryota; Metazoa; Chordata; Actinopteri; Scombriformes; Scombridae. Gene Ontology annotation, biological process: heme biosynthetic process.